This is a messenger RNA of Spathaspora passalidarum NRRL Y-27907, 2240 nucleotides long. RefSeq lists its product as uncharacterized. Gene Ontology annotation, molecular function: ubiquitin protein ligase activity; zinc ion binding. NCBI's taxonomy places the organism in Eukaryota, Fungi, Ascomycota, Pichiomycetes, Serinales, Debaryomycetaceae. Bases 1 to 2208 code for a protein of 735 amino acids. The transcript has a single exon. Gene Ontology annotation, biological process: ubiquitin-dependent protein catabolic process; protein ubiquitination. The record is from RefSeq and is a predicted model, not a curated record. Gene Ontology annotation, cellular component: nucleus.
AUGACAACAAGCAUAGACUCAUCACAUAGACAUGUUCACAAAACUAUUCCCGUCGACGACCGCAACAGUGACGAUUCAUUAAGUGACUCAUCCAUCGACCUGAUGACAGCCGAUUUGGACCAGAUUGGGAAACUAAACUUACCCAACAUCACGUCGAUUUCCUCAUGGGGGGAAUCGCUAAUUCAAAUGCCAAAUUUUGAGUUUCUGAGAAUUCAGGAUUUUCUGAAGGAAUUUUCAAAGUAUGUAUUCAAUUAUGCCAGUUCUUAUCGACGUGAUGCUGGGGAGUCCAGUCAAGGAAAAGAGGAGGAUGACGAGACUAUGUUGGAUAGUAUAAAGACUGUGUUGUCUACACGUAUCCAAAUGAACAAGUUUCUUAAUGACUUGAAAUUGGGGGUCAAUAUCACUACUGCCAUUGACAGAUUGCAACCGUUGACUGAUAUGAUCCACGAAACGAUAUUCUUGCCUGCUGAAGACGAGAGUGAAUACGACGAGGAACCGCUAGACGAGGAAGAGAUUGAGCCCGUGGGUGUAGGGGAAAUCGUUCACAAGAGUCAACCGUUAAUCAGUGAAAUUGUUAAACCGGAGAUGCUGACACGCACGGGACUGUCCAUGGCCCUGUUUCGUAAGAGAAAGAGGAAAUUGUUUCGAGAUUUAUCUGAAGAUAGUGGGGAAGGCACAUCAGUAACUAGUGACGUUGACGGGUUAACCGUUGAAGAAGUUAAAGAGUUGACUGAAUUGAAUUCCAUCAAUGAUUUCGGAGAAGAAGGUGUGUUGCGGAAUAAGAUUCAACGAAUUCAAAAAUUGGAUAACAUUGAUGAAAAGUCAAAGAAUAAGUUGGUGACCAAGUUAAUGAUGGGGAAUUAUUACAAAUAUGUCAACGAGAAGUUAUCACAGGAGAAUAAGCAAUUGCUACGUCCAUUAAGAAAGCAAACGUUGGUUAUUAACGGAGGUGAUGGUUUAGACAAUUUAGCCGAAGAGGACGAAGAAGAACAAGAAGAAGCCCAAGAGGAUGAGGACAUGGAAGAUGAAGGCGAAGAUGAAGAUGAAGACGAGGACAAUGUUGUCCUUACUGCUGAAGAUACUGUCCCCAGUUACAAUGACCCACCAUUCAAUACCACCCUAGGAUGUCCCCAUUACCACCGCAACUGUAAAGUUGAAUGCCCUACAUGUCUUAAAUGGUAUCCUUGUAGAUUCUGUCAUGAUAAUGAAAUUACCGACCAUAAAUUGAUUCGAAAUGAAGUGAAGCAUAUCUUAUGUAUGCAUUGUCAAACCCCACAAGUGCCCGACACAAACUAUUGUAUUAACUGUGAACAAGAACUUGCCAAUUAUUUCUGUCGCAAAUGUGUCCUUUAUGAUAAUGAUCCCAAUAAAGAUAUUUAUCAUUGUGAUAAAUGUGGAAUUUGCCGUUUGGGACUUGGUAUAGGCAAGGACUAUUUUCAUUGUGACACUUGUAAUGUCUGUCUUUCGAUUGAUCUUCACGAUAAACAUAAAUGUGUCACCAACACCACUCAUUGUAAUUGUACCAUUUGUAAUGAAUAUUUAUUCACUCUGGUUCAAAAGGUUGUGUUUAUGAAGUGUGGCCAUUCAAUCCAUCAGCAUUGUUAUGAUGAAUUAAUCACACAUAGUUAUAAGUGUCCAAUUUGCAAAAAGACAAUUGUUAAUGUGGAAACUCAAUUCAGGUUACUAGACCAAGAAGUUAUGCAAAGUCCAUUGCCACCACCGUACAAUGCCUGGCGAUGCAUUAUCAGUUGUAAUGAUUGCAAGGGGAAGAGCAAUUGUAGUUACCAUGUCCUUGGGUUGAAGUGCAAGUAUUGCAAGAGUUAUAACACGAACCAGUUGAAGUUAAUUAAGCCAGAGGAAGAAGAAGAAGAGGAGGAGGAGGAGAUUAUAGACGGGGACGUCAUGCAUGAUUUUGAUGCUAAAGUUAUGAGGGAUGUUCGAAUCAAUUUACUGAAGAAUUUCCGAAUUGACACACAAGUAGUUGAGGAUGAAAACAGUGGGUAUGAAGAUGAUGAAGAAGACGAAGAGUUUGAAGACGAAGAUACGAGGCAAGAAGACGAAUAUGAUGAAGUAAUACCGGAGAAUCUUGUUGAUUUGAAGAAAUUAACCAAUGCCAUUUUAAGUGAUGAUUACCAUAGAAUAAACAGUAAUGUGUCAUAUAUAACGAACAUGUUUCAGAAUUUCAUUAAUAAUGCUACCAAGAAAUAGAAAGUAUAGAAAUUAAUACAUAGAUAAAAUUU